Eufriesea mexicana is the source of this 4536-nucleotide messenger RNA. Its product is annotated as mucin-5AC. Lineage: Eukaryota; Metazoa; Arthropoda; Insecta; Hymenoptera; Apidae. The record is from RefSeq and is a predicted model, not a curated record. The coding region runs from base 1 to 4536 and encodes 1511 amino acids. The transcript has 6 exons.
AUGCGACUGAUCCUUGUCAUCUUGGUUUUCUUCUCGGGAACGGUACUCUCGAGGUACUACGAAAAAAGACGUUUUGAUCGCUCUGUAUACGAUGACUUCGAAACACCGAACAUAAAAAAAUAUUUAAUAAAAACACAAUGGACAUUUACUGAUUACGAAACGCAUUUUAAAGCGUAUAAAGAUAAAGAAGAAUAUAAUUGUUAUAUAGAAAAACUAGGAAAUGAUGUAGCUACACGAGAUCGUUCAAAAAAUGAAAUUAUACAACAAAAACAGACGCCAAAAAUUCUUUAUGCUUCAAACGAACCUUUAACACAAUUAGAGGCAUGGCAAGUUGCAGGAGCUAGAAUAGUUGAUUUCUGUAACGAACGCAAAAUUAUUUUACUACAAAGAACUGCACCAAUACCUGAACAAAUAAUAGAUCCUUUUUUUGAGAUAUUUCCUCUUGAUGAAAAUGAUGUCGUAACAAAAAGAGUAGCUGAUGUAGUUUUAACACCUUUGAUAAGUCGAGCUAAGAGACAAAUCGUACUUGAAGAAAGACAAAAGCUUAAUAGAAACUUUGAACAAAAUCGUUUACGUCGUCAAAUACAACAGGCUCCAGGUAAAUUUCGAGGCCAAACACAGUCUCAGUAUUUAAGCAUCAGUAAUAAUGAACAAAAAGAAGGCAAAGCCGAGGCUGAAGCUACUCAACAAUCUUCCCGCGCAGUUGUUAGUGGAAACUAUGGUAUGGGUCAAGCACAAAGUAUGUCAUUAGGUGGUAUUGGGUGUGAAGAUUGUCCAAAAUAUGGUAGUGAAAACACUCCAGAUAGAUACAUUCAAGUUUCAGCAAUAAAACAACCAGGAGAUAGUACUGGUCAUUCUGAUAUGAUUGCUCCUGGAAUGAGCACAACUUAUCCCAGUAGAGUAUCAGAUAGCACAGCUAGAGAUCAUACACCUUAUCUUAGCAAUAUAUAUGGCACUAGUGAUAGUCCAGUUUAUCAUGGUGCUUUACCUAAUACUCCAAUUCGUGGUGCUACACUAUACUCUGGAAGUGUAGGUGAUACAACUGGUAAUGGUGCACCAAAUGCUGGAAGUGCAGAUGGCACACCUGACAGUGGUACAGUUUAUCCUGGAAGUAUAUCUGGUACUACAAUUAAUGGUGAUGUACCACACUCAAGAAAUGUAGGUGGUAUGACUGGUAGUAAUGCAAUUUACCCUGGAGGUAUUCCUAGUAGUAUAACUGGUGGUAGUAUAGUUUAUCCUAGUGGUGUAGUUAGAACUACAACUAAUGGGGUAAUUUAUCCUGAAACUGUACCUGGUACAGCAACUAGAGAAAAUAUACCGUACCCUGGAACUGCACCUGGUGCUUUAACUGGUGGAAAUGUACCUUAUUCUGGAACUGCACCUGCUGCUAUAACUGGAAAAAUUAUACCUUAUCCUGGAACUGUACCUAGCAGUACAACUGGUGGUGAAGUAGUUUAUCCUGGAGGUAUACCUACUGCUACAACUGGAGGAAAUAUAAUUUAUCCUGGGACUUCACCUGAUACUGCAACUAGAGGAAAUAUACUAUAUUCUGGAACUGUACCUGCUACUAUAACUAGUGGUAGAGUAGUGUAUUCUGGAGGUAUACCAAGUACUACAACUGUUGGUGGAGUAGAUUAUCCUAAAGGUGUAUCUAGUACACCACCUAGAGGAAGUGUAUCUUAUCCUGCAACUACAACUGGUACUACACCUGGUGUUGGAAUACUAUAUCCUGGAAGUGUAUCUAGAGUUGUACCUGCAACAAGAGAAAUUGCACCUUAUCCUGGAGCUGUACCUAGCCCUACAAUCGAUAGUACAUCAUACUCUGAAAGUAUAAGUGGUGCAGUUGGCAGUGGUGUAAUGUAUCCAGGAGGUAUACCUGUUACUAGAACUGAUGGUAUACCUUACCCUAGAGGUAUACCUGGUACUACGAUCAGUGAUAGCACAUCUUAUCCUGGAAGUAUACCUGUAGCUAGUGGAGGUACUGUAACUAGCAAUGGUUUAAUUUAUCCUGAUAGUACACAGAGCUCAUUACCAAAUGAUAGAGUUGGGACAUACACUGGUAGUAUUAUACCAGAAACAAGAGAAACUGCUCGUGGUCAAAUUGUAACAAAUUCAAAAGUAGUUACAGAUACCAAAGUAUAUCCUAAUGGACAGAUUCCUACUACACAAUUCUUUGGUGAAAGGCCUUAUCUUGCUAGUAGAGAAAGUGAUAUAAAAGGAGGUGUAUAUCGUAAUACUGGUUCACCAGAAACUUCAACUAGUGGUAGAACAAGUGGUAUUAUACCAGAUACCAAACGUAUUUAUAACAGUGGUAUUACAUCACCAUCAGAUCAAUUAAGAGAAACUAUACAUUAUCCAGAAGAAAUAAUAUCAAAUAGAGCAACUGAUAGAAGCAUUGUACCAGGAAUGUCUAUCACAGUUCCAAAUAGUAGUGUUACGUAUUCUAGAGGGACUGUGCCAACGACUACUGGGCACUUUGUAACAGGUGAUCAUGUAAGCUACACUAAACCAAAUGCUGGUGUUGAUGGCACUAGAGUUCAAAUGGGAUCUAACAAUAUCCAUCUUCAAAAAAUUGAAACUGGCCAACCAGGAAUUUCUUAUUCCCAUGGUACAAUGAGAUAUCCUGGAGAUAGCACAAGACAAGUUUCUGAAGUAGGAAAGUAUCCUGACAGUCAGACAGUAGUACCAACAGGUCAUCCACUACAAGGACAAUACCCUAGCUCCUCAACAUGGCAUGAUAGAGGAACUUCAACCUCACUAACUGGGAAUAGGCAAGAAGUUGAACAGUACCCAAGUCAAAAACAAGGUAUUGGACAAUAUCCUCUUGUACAAUAUCCAUCCAAUCUAGGAUUUAUAACAAAUACUGGAGAAACUCAUCAAUAUCAUCAACAACCUAAUAAUAUUUUACCUGUAGAAGAUGAUAACUCUAAUUCUCAAGCAUCUAGUUCUGUAAAACAAACAAAUUCAGGAACUCAUGCAAGUGCAUCAGCUCAAGGAAUAUUUAGGCAAGGUACAGCUCAGUCUCAAGUAACAGGUACUUAUAGUGGUUCUGGAUCAUUUUCAGCUCAAGCUGGUAGUACUGAUAUUAAUAAAAGUGCACAAACAGAAAUUAAUGGUGGUAAAGAAGGUGCUGUAAGCAAUGCUCAAGGAGUUGGUGGUUAUGGAAAAAGUCAAACACAAGUUCAAUUAAAUUCAGAAUCAGGCGCUACAGCAACAGGUGCACAAAGUAGUGGUUGGAACCAUGGUACAAAUUCUCAGGUACAAGCAAGUUCAAAAGGUGGAAUGGCAGAUGCUCAAGCUAACGGUGAAGGAAGUACUUCAAGUCAAGCUCAAAUUGGUUUUCAACCAUAUCUCAACAUGGAUGAAAAAAUUGAAAAACAUUCAAAACCAUUUCAUGGAGGUGGAACAGCUUCUGCUCAAAGUGGAGCAUAUACAGGUCAAUCACAAUCUCAACUUGAAGGAUCUUUCCAAUAUGGAAUUACUUACACUGGUGCUGCACAAGCAGGAUCAGGAUCUGGUGCAUCAGCUUCUAGAAAACCAUUUAAUUUUAAUCUUACAGAUACUGAACUAUUUAAAUCAUUUAAGCCAUCUUAUAGACCACAAAUCGUACAAAAAAAUAAUAGCGAGGUAGUAAAUACAUCUUCAGACACAGAUUACGAAUAUAAUCAAGACAAAUCUCAGCAAGGUUUACAGACUAGUUCUAGUUCCCAAAGAAGAGUUAUUACUAAGCCAACAAAUGAUAAUUCACGAAAUGUAGCUAGUAAACCAAAUCAAUCAUUAGAAAAAUCACAGGUGGAUGAUACAUUAUAUGAUUAUGAAGAAGAAUAUGAUGGUGAAGAUUAUGAUACCCCAAUUCAAACUUCAAUAAAUUCAAAAAUUUCAAAAAUUUAUACUACAGACCAAAAUAAUAGUAAUCGUCAAUCGCCAAUAAUACAUGAUGUAACUGAGAAGCAAUAUGAUAUUCAUGUAAAGCAGGAUACAAACACAGCACAAGUUGGAGAUGUGCUUCAACCUGGACAAUCAUUAUCAGGAUAUACUAUACCACCUGGUUUUCGUGGUAGAGUAACAGCUAUAGCUGGUGAUGAAACCAUUGUUCAUGGCAAUGGAAAAUCUAAAUCUCAAACAGUUUCUUUAAUUCCGAAAGAAUCAGGUAUGAUUUAUGAAAAUAAAUCACCCAUCUCAGAAAUCAGAUCUCUUAAAACUAAUCAUGAAAGAUUAAUGGAAGGUCUUGUUUCAUCUAAAGAAAAACAAAACAAAAAUUUGCCACUAAUUCAAAACCAAACUUCUAUGGAAUAUUCAAAACCUUCUUCUAAUAUAUCAAUGAAACCAAGUUAUUAUACAGUAACAAAUAGUAUCGCUGGUAAAAUGGAUGAUAGAAAUUCGCCAAGAAAAUAUGAACAUCGUUAUUAUACUAAAAGUUCAACUUGUGGAUAUUUUACAUUUUCUUGUAAUAUUGUAUAUGGUUCAAAUGGUAGAACAAAAAUCUGCAAACCAAAAGUGCCAACACAUCCUGAUGGUACACCAAUGAGAUGUUAA